AGGCUACGGUCUGUAAUUAAGCAAAGUAGCAAACCCUAAACAAUAAAAAAAGCGUCUUGAUCGAAUCCGCCUUCAAAUCUACAAUCAUGGUGGCUAAGUUGCCUUCGGAAAACAUGCACAGUAUCUUGUCAACCCUAAACUCUAAAAAGCCUUUUCAAUCAGCCUUCAAAUCUAUAACCAUGGCCGAGUUACCUUCGGAAAUCAGGUACGAUAUCUUGUCAAGAAUACCGGUGAAAUCGCUGGUUCAUUGCCGGUGUGUAAGCAAGCAAUGGCGCAACUAUAUCAACGAUCCUUACUUUGAAACCAUGUAUGCCAAACGAGCGGCAGUGAUCAACGAUCCAACGAUCAUUAUGUUUCGUCAAAACCCAUCUAAUGUUCCCAACUCACCAUGCACACUCAGUUUCUUGGAAUAUAAAGAAGAAGCAGGAACAGGUAGUUGUGCCCUAAAGUUGAACAAGAAGCCACCCUCUAUGGAGUUUAUGUGUAAAACAUCGAAUGACAGACAUCCUAGGUUCAUAGUUCUAGGUUCUUGCUAUGGUUUCCUCUAUUCGUCACAACGCCACAGUAAUGACGCCAGUACUUUUGUUGUGAUCAAUCCUAUAAGGAGAGAAUGUUAUGAACUGCCACCCAUCAACACACCAUUGCGAUUCGACAGCGGGCUUGGGUUUGAUGAAUCUACCAACAGUUUCAAGAUGGUGUGUGUCAUGGCAAACUUGCAUCCGGACAAGGAGGGUCUAUGCACUAUGGUGCAUGUCUUGGGCACAGGCUCGUGGCGAGAGAUACCCCAAGUCCCAUCUCAUCCAAUAUGCGGCGAAGGGGUGUUCGCUAAUGGAUGUAUGCAUUGGUUGACUAGUAGGAAUGUUUACUGCCCAAUAAUAAGAUUUGACAUGAAAACCGAGGAAUUUGGGGUGAUUAAGCCUCCUAGAGAAGGACCUCUUGGAAGUUAUGUGCAUUUGGUUGACUUACAUGGUGAAGUUGGAUUUGUGUAUAUCGCUAUUAACUAUAGCGUGGAGGUGUGGGUAUUGAAGGAAAGAGGAUGGGUUAUGCAUUGUGGGUUCGACCAGAAACCACAUCUAGGUUGCGGAUAUUGUAGUCGCGGAUUAAUGGUCUUAGGUUUCUGGAACGAAAAUGGGGACAUAUUAAUGACAAGUUAUCAGGGACAUCAAAAGUUGCUUGUUUACAACUUAAAAAGUGACAGUUUGUAUGAAUCAGAAUGCAUUGGUUUUGAACGAGUAGGUCCUGUAAAAGAUAUUCGGGUGUAUCAAAGCACCUUGUUUUCCACCCGCUUAUUCGAUCAAACCGAAGGAAAAGAAGUAACCCAAUGAAAAAAUGUUAGUGUUUUGCUAGGUAUAGUAAGUUUGG
Helianthus annuus (common sunflower) is the source of this 1362-nucleotide messenger RNA. Its product is annotated as F-box protein At1g47340. The transcript has a single exon. The record is from RefSeq and is a predicted model, not a curated record. The coding region runs from base 87 to 1325 and encodes 412 amino acids. Lineage: Eukaryota; Viridiplantae; Streptophyta; Magnoliopsida; Asterales; Asteraceae. Gene Ontology annotation, molecular function: protein binding.